This is a messenger RNA of Trichobilharzia szidati, 1365 nucleotides long. The record is from the annotation of a GenBank genome assembly. Lineage: Eukaryota; Metazoa; Platyhelminthes; Trematoda; Strigeidida; Schistosomatidae.
AUUGAGUAUUGGGAACUGAACAUUGUGUGAGCGCGCAUACAAUAUCAACGUUAUGAUGGGACGCGGUCACGCGAGACAGUUCUUCAGGCGAAAUAAUCCGGCACAUGCAGGUCAAUUUAUUCCACAGUUGCCUGUUGAUAUUGCUGUGCUACAGCCCGAUUUGGUUGUCCCUACUGAUGACCAAACUCUACUGCAAUGUUUAUUGAACCACAAUGCCCAAUUAACACCGUCUUCUGAUUCUCAGCAUGCUCUGACAAACUUAAACAAUGGAAUAUGUGACAUUCUGGAUAAUAUUAUUAUCAAUCCGUCAAUGUUUGAGUCUGCACAAUUGGAUCAGAUUCAUCGUGUUGGCUCUUUCAAAAUGGGCACAUGGUUGGAUGGUUCAUGUAUAGCAGAUUUAGUCUGUAUACUUCGAACACUGCCAACACGUGAAGCUGUACAAAAUUUGGCCAAUUUUGUUCGUAGUCAACUGACAACUAAUAAAUCGUCGAAUGAAUAUAUUAAUUGUAAAGUUGAAUUAGAGAGUUAUGGAUUCUCUGUCACCUCUGGGGAUUAUGUUGUCCAAGUUUUAAUCACUACUACACCAAUGAAUUUAAAUAAAGUGGAUUCUGAUAUACAUGUUAAUCUAGCUUCUCAAAAAACAGCGCUUGCUGCAGUUCGACAUUUACGUUGGUCUGAAGAAAAUGCUUCACAUACUACUGUGAAAGUAUUAACGCGUAUCUUGAAAGAUUUUCGAAGACGUUUUCGUGGUUUUAGUUGUUUGAAUUCUUGGUUGAUUGAUCUACUGGCUUACUAUGCUGUUAUGAAUAAUCCACAACGUCAACCAUUGCCGCUUAAUCAUGCCUUUAGACGUGUUUUCUAUCUAUUGGCUAGUGGUUUUCUUCUUCCUGGGAGUACAGGUUUACUUGAUCCAUGUGAACCGGGAAAUGUACGUCUGCACUCGUUGAUGUCACUUGCUCAACAGGAUGAAUUAUGUUGUACUGCACAGAUGCUGUUAAGAAUUUUAAUGCAUGGUGGCUAUCUAUUACUUUUCACUCAAAAUGAUUUAACGGAUGAAUCUAGAGAGAAAUUAUUGAAAACAGCAUCGAAAUUAGUUGAUUUCAGUAAUAUUGAAUGGCCGGAACCAGUUAUUGAGCCGUUGUCACCGAUUGCUGAUAAUGUUAAAGUGGCAGUGGAAUAAUGCAUUUAUAUUUUGAUGCAAUCAGUACACAACCAGUGUCCCCGUGUUACUUCAAUAUUUAUCAUCAAAUAGAAAAAGAAGCUUGAAAAUCUACUGGGUUUCUUCCUUUUUUUUUUAUAAACUCGACUUACUGUUCUGCAUUUUUCUCAGCUUUGUUUUUAAAAUACAAUUUUUAAGAAAAGGCG